AAAACCCAUCUGGCCGGUGUUCGAGCGUUGUGAGAUAGGAGUGGCCACUUUGUAGGAAGACUCUCGGACAAUCCACUAGCCAUGGGAUCUCUCACCAUUCUCUCCGUUCUAGCACUGGCAGCUUGUGCCUCGGCUCUCAGCAAGAGGGAGGCGUGUGCCACAGUAGCGGACUGUUCAAGGAUUACUGUGUGUGGAACAGCAGGGUCACUGAUCUGCGACAACGGCCUGUGUACCUGCACCAACGCUUGCGACCCCGACCAAGACCUCGCCCAAUGCACUGACCGUAACGAAUGUCUGACACGUUUCUUGGGUGGGGACAUCACGUGCAACUGUGCAAGACCAUGGCAAUCCUUCCACUGUAUCGACGACUACUGCCACUGUGGAUAUCCAGCGUAGGCUCAACCAACUCGAACAGUUUCGAUUGCGAUUCGAAUGAUACGACACGUCUGGGAAUUAAUACAUAACACGCUUGACGUAUUUGUUGUAUGAAUAUGUCGAUAAAUGAUAAUUGUCCUA
Molecule: messenger RNA, 516 nt
Organism: Haliotis rubra (blacklip abalone)
Lineage: Eukaryota; Metazoa; Mollusca; Gastropoda; Lepetellida; Haliotidae
Exons: 4
Coding region: 82-396 (104 amino acids)
Source: RefSeq, a predicted model, not a curated record